This is a messenger RNA of Ostrinia furnacalis (Asian corn borer), 1248 nucleotides long. RefSeq lists its product as uncharacterized. The record is from RefSeq and is a predicted model, not a curated record. NCBI's taxonomy places the organism in Eukaryota, Metazoa, Arthropoda, Insecta, Lepidoptera, Crambidae. The coding region runs from base 236 to 1126 and encodes 296 amino acids. The transcript has 5 exons.
GACAAUUAAUUUAUAGAGUUGGUAGCACUGCGUCUGACAGAUGUACCGGUCCGAGAUCAACUUGUUGUUGUUGUUCUUUCUUCUUCUUUCUUUCCAUAAUUUAAAAAAAAAUGGAGCAUGGAAGAUGGAAGUGCUGAAAAUGUUAGGUUAGAUUUUAAGUUAAGUUCUACUUUGUGGCAUAAAACAGAAUACCUACAACGUUUCUUACGGACUCUGAAUUAAUAUACCAUUUAAUAUGGAUCUUGAGGUUCUUUACGAAGAACUUCGCGGUAUGGAAGUUACAAACCCAGCUUGCAUGGACAAAAUUAUGUCUUAUAAAGAAGAUAUCGAAUUGGAAGCUGAUGACUAUAUGCAUGUGCUAGUAGAAAGUUUGUCACAUGCUAUGAUUACAUGGGAACAACCCUGGUAUCAAGAACAAGACAAAUUAAGUCUGCAACCCCUAAUAGAAAACCGUGAUGGAUUGCCGAAAUUUCGAGAGGAUCCUAUAACCAAAGAUGAAGGAGAGCAUAUUCUAAACAAUUGGCGUAAGUUGGUGAAGAAAUACAAUAUCCCAGAUAAAUUGCAAUGUUUUGCGCGAUGGAGGAAUAUUGGUUAUAACAAAAGGUCGUCAGCUCAAGAAAAUGUUCGCCGAUUUAUUCAUUCAUAUUUAGCACGAGGCUUGAAUAGGACUAUUCCACAAGUGUAUCGGCACAUAGUCAAUACAUAUAGGAGAACAAAAAAAGGACGAUAUACACCUGACGAAGAAAAACUAAUGGAAAUUUGUUUUUAUCAUUAUCCACCAAGAGCAGUUCGAAUAGCAUCAUUUGUUCUUGACCGAGGUGAUAAAGGAAUUACGAAAAGAUUUUUAGUCUCUCGCAAUGGUAAACCAGAAUUUAACAGAAUAAAGUGGACACUACCACUAGCUACAAAAUUAGUAAACUUGUUAGUAAAAUAUACUGGAGAAGAAAGUUAUGACGGACUCAAGAAUAAGCCCAUUCAUAUUAGUAUUUGGCGUGACGUUGAAAAUCAUUUUGAUACACUAGCCUGUUAUCUUCGACAUUUUUGGUACACAUCACUGCACUGUCAAUUAUUUAUUAAAUAUGAUGUUACUUUAAGAAGAGUUAGACGAAGAGUAUUUAAAAUGUAAGUAAACGAAAAAUUGCCACUGCAGACCCACGAUACCCCUGGCGAUACCCCUGGUGGUAUCGUGGGUCUCGUUAAAGAACUACACCUCAGACCCACGAUACCCCUGGGAGUAAAGUUGACAAA